CUCAUCUACAUCUGUAGGCAGACAGAACAACCGACGCACCAAUGAUCGUCGCCCGAGCCAUCUUCACGCGUGCCUUGCGCCCGUCUGCGCCAACGAAACGAGCCAUGCGGACACUGGCGAGACCGCGUCUGCUUGCCGCCACCAACACGCGCUGUGCUUCCCACGCGCCAGCCCACGUGCUGCGAUGGGCCUCGUCCAAGUCAAAGGCCGACGAGCGCAUCGAAGAUAUUGUCGAACUGUAUGCCACUGCACAAGACGAGUUUGACAUUGCCAGGGAAGAGACGGAAAAGGCCAGCAUCUACGCCGAGGAGGACAGAAAAGCUGCCAGGGAGGAGUUGACCAAAGUCCAGGAGGCGUACAAUGCGGUGAUUAACGGCGAAGAUCAGGAGCUGGCUGCUGAGGUAAAGAGCCGGAUUGGCCAGAAGAUGCGGGAAUUGGAGCAGAAUGUUGCGAAUAUGGAGGAGUUGGCUCUCAACCAGGACUGAGUAUUGACAAGGUAGCUAUUGCUGCCAUUUUGAAGGGAGCAGCUUUCUGGCCUGACAGAGGCAAUUGUGCUGAGUAGAGACGGUACGGUCGAGAGUGCCUCCCUAUGCAUCAAAUUAUGGCACGCCAAGAGGAGUGCAGUACCAACUUACCAAGAGAACACCUCUGAUAAGCCAAAGUGGAUGUCAACGUGGUCAGCAGUCAUUUUGCGACCCACCGAAAUAUCACGCUCCUGGCAGCACUUAGCUGGCCCAACCGCGACAAAGUCUGGUACAACAUGUGGAACCUCAAAGUCUCAACUCUAUAUAUUCGCUGGUCACCAGGUACAGAAGUCCAAUUCAUUCCAUCAUCCACAACCUGCUAUAACAUGGCAUCUCUUCGCAUCAAUAUCCCGUCGUGCGGGAGUAGCUUAUCAAAUCGUCAGUCGGCGCCUCCAUCCGGAAAGACGACUGCCGCUGGCCCACCAGUUCCCACGCGCGCUAGCAGCUUGCCCCUACAAAGGGACAACCGUCCGCUAGUGUUGAUGGACAGCUCGAUGCCCGGACAGCCCUGGAGCGAAGAUUGUUCUUCUUCGAUAUAUUCUCGUGACGUCGAUAACGAAAAGCCGAUGUCCCCUUCGUGUCCAAGCGGCAGCGUGGAUUCAGACAUCGCCUACCGCCAGAAAUCAAGACAAUAUUCAAUAUCAGGGCUGCCUGUUGACGACUGCUCCUCUUCAGUAUACUCUCGCGAUGUCGACGAUGAGAAGCCCGUAAUUCUCCUACAUCGGCAUUGCCAUGACUCACCCUAUCCACAAUCGCGUCCUGAGUCUACUACGAAUAUGGCACCGGGACUCGCAUGGCCAGGAGCUGCAGGUUCCAACGGCCUCAGAACUAUGUACAAGGUCAUUACCAGCAAAACGAGUAAAAAUACAGUCAAAGAAGAACUUGCAGGACGUGCAGAUCGCACGAUUCACCACGGGAAGCCUGGGUAUGCCCAAGCGAAGCGUCUCUUGAUGGGAAGGCGGCUGCCUGUACGAUCCUAGCAGCUCUAGACGAUUGUCAGGUGGAAUGAUAUUUAGCGUUGCGUUGAUCCAUGGUGAAGGGAAGCAAAGAUUUCGAAGUCGAGGUGGCGUGAGGAAGUCCACAAUAUCAAGUCGAAGUUCGGACUCGACGUGAAUUCAGAAGGGCGAUGCAGCGGCUGAUGGUGAGGUGAGGGACGGUCCUACGAGAUGGGCGGGGACGGAGCAUACUUCAAGGAGAACUGGAACGGCUGUUUAGAG
This is a messenger RNA of Sphaerulina musiva SO2202, 1741 nucleotides long. RefSeq lists its product as uncharacterized. The transcript has a single exon. The coding region runs from base 761 to 1504 and encodes 247 amino acids. The record is from RefSeq and is a predicted model, not a curated record. NCBI's taxonomy places the organism in Eukaryota, Fungi, Ascomycota, Dothideomycetes, Mycosphaerellales, Mycosphaerellaceae.